AUGGAAGUAACAAGAUCAUUUUUAAGUAUAACGACUUCAGCGAUUACAUUGCCGUCACGAGCGAAUGGAACUUUAACUUCUACACCAUUAGCUUAUCUCAUUAUAUGGCCAAUUAUUGCCGUCGUUACUUUUAUAGGCAAUGUAAUCAUGUUAGCAACAAUUAUGAGGACUAAGCAUUUACGAAAUGGCUGCUACGUCUUAAUGGGCAGCAUGUUUGUUAGUGGUAUAUUGUACUCAUUGCUUUACUUAGCACCACGAUGGGCAAACCCAUAUUGGCGAGAAGUUGUAUUCAUAUGUUCUAUAACACAAUUAAUUGGUAUCCUAUUUAUUGUUAACUUAAAUUUGCAUAUAUGUGCUAUAGCAAUGAUCCGAUUUCUCGGAGUUAAAUAUCCUCUUCGUUUUAAAGCAGUUUCUUCACCAACAGUUGCCUAUAUUUCAGUACCAGUUAUCUGGAUUAUCUCUAUAUUGGUCGGAUUUAUGCCACUAGUUACUUUUAUGCCCUAUAAGAUUGACACUUGCGUUACAUUUGGUCGUAAAGAUAGCGACAUUUUGUACUUAGUCAUCGUUUUUGCUAUGUUAUUUUUUAUUCCAUUAAUUGUUAUUAGUGUUUUUUACGCUACAAUUUGGAAAAUAUUGAAAGUUAACGAUAUUAAUAUGGAACGCCAUCGCCAACGUGCAAGUGGAUCAUCAUACGAACGCAGCUAUCAUGUGCGGGCGGCAAAACAGACUAUCAUUAUAGUCAUGGUGUUUGCUGCGUUUUGGCUGCCAUUCGUCCUGACGUUCUUACUAUUUCUUUUUGAUGUUAUCAAAAUUGAUCAAACAAUUAUUAUCCAGCCAACACAAUUUAUUGCUUUUAGCUAUGCUGGAGCUAAUCCGUUUAUUCAUUAUAUUCAAAGUUCUGGAUUACGACAUGGCACUAAAGUGCUAUUUCGAAGAUUCUUCUAUCGUAAAUAA
Molecule: messenger RNA, 954 nt
Organism: Trichoplax adhaerens
Lineage: Eukaryota; Metazoa; Placozoa; Uniplacotomia; Trichoplacea; Trichoplacidae
Exons: 1
Coding region: 1-954 (317 amino acids)
Biological process (GO): G protein-coupled receptor signaling pathway
Cellular component (GO): membrane
Molecular function (GO): G protein-coupled receptor activity
Source: RefSeq, a predicted model, not a curated record